CGGGAGGAGGAGCACCGAGUGCAGGGCUCGCCUCCCGGGGCCGCCCGAGUCUCUGAAGUGCGGGCGCUGGGGCCGCCAUCUUAGAUGGCGGGAUUAAGACGGGAACGAGAGUGAGACGGGAAGGCUUUACUGCCGCUGUUGAGCCCCGGAGAGGGCUAGGUGGCCGGGCUUUGGGGUGUGUGCCCUGAGGCCGCGGAGCGCGAGUGGGACAAUGCGAGAGCUGCCCGGGGCCCCGUCCCCUGGGUUGGGGACGCGCCGAAUGUGAUCGCCUCCCGCUCCCUCACCCGCCGCGGGGAGGAGGAGCGGACCAGACGCCGCCGCCGGACGACUGGACGCGGAGGCGGCCGGGCUCCCUCAGGUUGAAGUGUUGUGUAAGCUGCAUCAAUGGAGCACAUACAGGGGGCCUGGAAGACGAUCAGCAAUGGUUUUGGAUUCAAAGACACGGUGUUUGAUGGCACCAGCUGCAUCUCCCCUACAAUAGUUCAGCAAUUUGGCUAUCAGCGUCGGGCAUCAGAUGAUGGCAAACUUACGGACCCUUCUAAGACAAGCAACACUAUCCGUGUGUUUUUGCCAAACAAACAAAGAACAGUGGUCAAUGUGCGGAAUGGAAUGAGCUUGCAUGACUGCCUUAUGAAGGCUCUCAAGGUGAGGGGUCUGCAACCAGAGUGCUGUGCAGUGUUCAGACUUCUCCACGAACACAAGGGUAAAAAAGCACGGUUAGAUUGGAAUACUGAUGCUGCCUCAUUGAUCGGAGAGGAACUUCAAGUGGAUUUCCUGGAUCAUGUUCCCCUCACAACACACAACUUUGCUCGGAAAACCUUCCUGAAGCUUGCCUUCUGUGACAUCUGUCAGAAGUUCUUGCUAAAUGGAUUUAGAUGUCAGACUUGUGGCUACAAGUUUCACGAGCAUUGUAGCACCAAAGUACCCACUAUGUGUGUGGACUGGAGUAAUAUCAGACAGCUCUUAUUGUUCCCAAAUUCCACUGUUGGUGAUGGUGGGGUCCCAGCGCUGCCUUCUUUGACGAUGCGUCGGAUGCGAGAGUCUGUUUCCCGGAUACCUCCUGGUUCCCAGCACAGAUACUCCACACCCCACGCUUUCACAUUCAACACCUCCAGCCCCUCCUCUGAAGGUUCGCUCUCCCAGAGGCAGAGGUCGACGUCCACACCUAACGUCCACAUGGUCAGCACCACUCUGCCUGUGGACAACAGGAUGAUUGAGGAUGCAAUUCGAAGUCACAGUGAAUCAGGCUCCCCUUCAGCCUUGUCCAGCAGCCCCAACAACCUGAGCCCGACAGGCUGGUCACAGCCCAAAACCCCUGCGCCGGCACAGAGAGAGCGGGCGCCGGGCUCCAGCACCCAGGAGAAGAACAAAAUUAGGCCUCGUGGACAGAGAGAUUCGAGUUAUUACUGGGAGAUAGAAGCCAGUGAAGUGAUGCUGUCCACUCGGAUUGGGUCAGGCUCUUUCGGGACUGUUUAUAAGGGCAAGUGGCAUGGAGACGUCGCAGUAAAGAUUCUGAAGGUCGUGGACCCCACCCCAGAGCAGUUCCAGGCCUUCAGGAACGAGGUGGCUGUCCUCCGCAAAACCCGGCACGUGAACAUCCUGCUCUUCAUGGGCUACAUGACGAAGGAGAACCUGGCCAUCGUGACGCAGUGGUGCGAGGGCAGCAGCCUCUACAAGCACCUGCACGUCCAGGAGACCAAGUUCCAGAUGUUCCAGCUGAUCGACAUCGCCCGGCAGACGGCUCAGGGAAUGGACUAUUUGCAUGCAAAGAACAUCAUCCACAGAGACAUGAAAUCCAACAAUAUAUUUCUCCAUGAAGGCCUGACGGUGAAAAUCGGCGAUUUUGGAUUGGCCACGGUGAAGUCGCGCUGGAGUGGUUCUCAGCAGGUCGAGCAGCCCACCGGCUCCAUCCUGUGGAUGGCCCCAGAGGUGAUCCGGAUGCAGGACAACAACCCGUUCAGCUUCCAGUCCGACGUCUACUCCUACGGCAUCGUCCUGUACGAGCUCAUGACGGGGGAGCUCCCCUACUCCCACAUCAACAACCGUGACCAGAUCAUCUUCAUGGUGGGCCGCGGCUACGCCUCCCCAGACCUCAGCAAGCUCUACAAGAACUGCCCCAAAGCCAUGAAGAGGCUGGUAGCCGACUGCGUGAAGAAAGUGAAGGAAGAGAGGCCUCUCUUUCCCCAGAUCCUCUCUUCCAUCGAGCUGCUCCAGCACUCUCUGCCCAAGAUCAACCGGAGUGCCUCGGAGCCCUCCUUGCACCGGGCAGCCCACACCGAGGACAUCAACGCCUGCACGCUGACCACGUCCCCUCGGCUGCCCGUCUUCUAGUGGCCCCGCGCCUGGGCUGCUGGCGGGAAGGGUGGUUAGCAGGCACCACCAUCUGUUCCCUUUCUGUGGGGACGGAGCUGGUCUUCCGAGAAGCUGCUGCUAAGGACCUUCUACACCACUCAACAGGGCCUUAACUUCACGUUGCCUUUUCUGCCCUUUCUGUCCCGGGAGGAGGAAGCCAUUCUCCAGCUGCUUUGCCCUGCUCCCCCGGCGGCCCCCGAGCUCAUGAGCCAACCUCCUCCAGCCGUACCCGUGGCUGUUGAUGGUCACACACUGGGCCCAGCUGUCAGCUGCAGGAGUGUCUUUGGGGCAACAAACAUGCUCAGAGGGGAAAUGAAGGUGGCAGGCAAACCAGCCGUGACGUGGGACGUGUGGAUUCUCUAAGUCAGCUUCUAGGAGGGACUCUAUCACAGAAGGACUUCUCUGCAGAUACCUGGUGUGGCGGCAAACAGGUAGUUUUGCACAUAAUGCACCGAACGGCCCAGGGCUGUUGGAACCGCGGCAGCCUGGACGAGCCCGCUUUGGUACUAGGGACUUGACUCGGGGACACGUCCUUUUCCUGACGGGCUCCAGCGCUGGGCUUGGUGACCAGAGGCGCUGGGCCUCCCCGCCCCGGGGAGCAGUCCUCAGCCUGCCGAGUCGUCUUCCAGGAGCGGCCCCCGUGGGGCGGGGCCUGGCCAGCCUUGUCUCUGCAUCACAUCGUGUGCAAGGAAGCCAGGAACACAGGUUUUCUUGAUAAUUUGGGUUUAAUUUUGUUUUUAUGCGCCUGACAAAAUACAGUUAUUCAAUUAUGUUAUUUUAAUAAAAUAAAUUAAAUGUA
Messenger RNA from Dama dama (fallow deer), 3151 nucleotides. It is a transcript of the gene RAF1, whose product is annotated as Raf-1 proto-oncogene, serine/threonine kinase. The record is from RefSeq and is a predicted model, not a curated record. Gene Ontology annotation, cellular component: cytosol; mitochondrion; plasma membrane. Lineage: Eukaryota; Metazoa; Chordata; Mammalia; Artiodactyla; Cervidae. Gene Ontology annotation, molecular function: protein kinase activity; ATP binding. Gene Ontology annotation, biological process: signal transduction; protein phosphorylation. Bases 385 to 2331 code for a protein of 648 amino acids. The transcript has 17 exons.